Molecule: messenger RNA, 1417 nt
Organism: Monodelphis domestica (gray short-tailed opossum)
Lineage: Eukaryota; Metazoa; Chordata; Mammalia; Didelphimorphia; Didelphidae
Gene: TEN1
Product: TEN1 subunit of CST complex
Biological process (GO): negative regulation of telomere maintenance via telomerase
Cellular component (GO): CST complex
Molecular function (GO): telomeric repeat DNA binding; telomerase inhibitor activity; single-stranded DNA binding
Source: RefSeq, a predicted model, not a curated record
GCAUCCUCUUGUCACGUGGGGAAUGUUGCCUCUUUCUAUACCCCCUUUCCCUACCAAACAUCUACGCCACUGCCAUCCCCACUGCGGAAAGUUACGCUUGUAGGAACUCUGGGACAGAGCUUUGGUUGACUUUGGCAUCUUUGAUAUCUGACCAAGCUUUAAAUGCUCCAUAGUGCCUGCUUCCACCUCCUUCGUGGCUGCUGGAACAAAUUGUCCUCAUCCACUCCUUCCUUCAGGGGAAGUAUUCUCAUGCUUGGGGUUGGCAUCUACCUAACUCACCAAUAGUUCAAGACUUGUCAGUUAUCCUCAAACUGGUUCAGCCUAUCUGCUGAGACAGUUUUACCAAGGUGUGCUACAGGUUCUUGGAGCUGCAGAUGAGAGUUGGCUGAAAGGUGGGACAGCAAAGGUGGAUGAGCAGUCCUGAAAAGGGCUUGACAAGCCCUCAUAGCAGAAGUGCUAGUCCUCCCUGAACACUGUACAUUUUGUAAACAGCCAAACCCAACACCAUGCCAAGGAGCUAAAGGAUGCUCCCCAGAGCUGGGAUCUAUUACUUUCCUUGGGAGAUUGGUUCCGGUGUAGUCCCAGAAGGAGAAACUGUAAGAACAUAUGGCAGAUUCCACUGUUAUGAUAUGGUUCGGUCCAGGGUUACUUUGGUGGCCCAGCAUCAAUCAGUCCAGCAUCAGGUCCAUGUCUGCACUAAGUUUGUGGAGCCAUUCCAAGCCCAUACAGGGUCCCUGUAUAUCGUGCUCGGGGAGCAUGAACAGAGUGAUGAUAAGGUUUCCAUGAUAAAGGCUCGUGUGCUGACUUGUGUGGAGGGGAUGAACCUGCCCUUGUUGGAACAAGCCAUCCAUCAGCAGAGGGAGUAUCAGCAGGAGAGAGAACUACAGGAGAGCAAGAACAACGGGCUCGCGCCCAGGCCCGUACCACCUUGACCCAUUCAUUGCUCUUUUCCUGGGAGCAGUUGUUCGCCUGUCCCCUGUCCCUUGUUUGCUAUCAUACUGUGCCAAAAGAGACGGGGCUAAAAAGGUGAAUCCCAUUUUGUAACACUGCAAGAAGUCAUCGUUUUGUAAUCCUGGAAGAACACCAGAAACUCAUCCAUUUGUCUCCAUCACAGCCCAUCUGCUGGUGCCAAAACCCAGGGGUAGGGGUCCAAGCACCUCUUUUCCCCAGGAGCCUACUUGUUCUCCCAGGCACAUUUCUUCUUGUAGGUGGGGUCUGGGGUAAGCAAUAUUUUUUCUACAGGGCAAGGUAUUAAUAAUAUGGGGUAGUUCUUGUGGCCUGGCCCCAGCCCUCUCUAUCCUCUUCUAUUUGGGACCGGGUUGACCCCCAAGAGGGCAAGUUUCUCUCUCUGGUCACUGCUCUCACCCUCAAAGAUUACUCCAAGGAAACGUCUUAAAUAAAGCUUAGGUAAAGCCUU